GGGUGAAAAUGGCUGAGUAUUUAGCCUCGAUUUUCGGCACCGAAAAGGAUAAGGUUAACUGCUCUUUUUACUUUAAGAUCGGGGCCUGCCGGCACGGGGACCGGUGCUCCCGGCUCCACAAUAAGCCCACUUUUAGCCAGACCAUCGUCCUACUCAACCUGUAUCGCAACCCGCAGAACACGGCUCAGACGGCAGACGGUUCCCACUGCCAUGUCAGCGACGUGGAGGUGCAAGAGCACUACGACAGCUUCUUCGAGGAGGUGUUCACUGAGCUGCAGGAGAAGUAUGGGGAGAUUGAGGAGAUGAACGUGUGUGACAACCUGGGGGACCACCUAGUGGGCAACGUCUACGUGAAGUUUCGGCGGGAGGAGGAUGCGGAACGGGCCGUCAGCGAGCUCAACAACCGCUGGUUCAAUGGGCAGGCCGUGCAAGCCGAGCUGUCCCCCGUGACCGACUUUCGAGAGUCGUGCUGCCGGCAAUAUGAGAUGGGUGAGUGCACCCGGGGUGGCUUCUGUAACUUCAUGCACCUGCGACCGAUAUCGCGGGACCUGCGACGGCAGCUGUAUGGGCGAGGUCGCCGACACAGGGGUCUUUCUCCCCCACCGCCGCCACCACCGCCGCCGAGGCCGCAGGCCGGACACCGUCCUCGGGAGAGGAAGCGGAGGCGCUCCCCGGACCACCGGCACGGACGCUUCUGAGACCGCCCCCGCCGCCGGCUCUGACCAUUCUCCCCCUAGCCGUGCGGCAGUGAGACCCCGGCGCGGGGAGGAGAAGAAAUCCACGAGCCCCUCCCACCGUCUCCUCUCCCCUCCGCCAAUAAAGCAUCCUCUUCGC
Messenger RNA from Tachyglossus aculeatus (Australian echidna), 834 nucleotides. RefSeq names its product U2 small nuclear RNA auxiliary factor 1 like 4 (gene U2AF1L4). Gene Ontology annotation, molecular function: pre-mRNA 3'-splice site binding; metal ion binding. Lineage: Eukaryota; Metazoa; Chordata; Mammalia; Monotremata; Tachyglossidae. Bases 9 to 698 code for a protein of 229 amino acids. The transcript has 8 exons. Gene Ontology annotation, biological process: mRNA splicing, via spliceosome. The record is from RefSeq and is a predicted model, not a curated record. Gene Ontology annotation, cellular component: spliceosomal complex; U2AF complex.